AUGGAAGAUGAGUCUGUAGAAGGAGUUGUAAUGACGAAUAAAGAAGGUGCUCCAAUACUAACGAAUAUAAACUUGAUGGGUGCAGCGAACUAUGGAAUUGCCAUGCAAAAAUUAGGAUCUAUGGCACAGGCGUGUGUUAAAGAACUAGAUCUCUUUGACGAAGUUAUAAUAAUGAGGACGGACACGCGCAAAUUCGAAAUCAUGUUGGCACCCCAUCCUGAAUUCAAUAUCGUAGUAUUGCAGCGCUCAAGAAUCAAAUCGAAACCAAAGAAAUAA
Molecule: messenger RNA, 276 nt
Organism: Parnassius apollo (apollo)
Lineage: Eukaryota; Metazoa; Arthropoda; Insecta; Lepidoptera; Papilionidae
Source: the annotation of a GenBank genome assembly